UAAUCAAACUGGGAGAAAGGCUUUCUCUGUUUUCCACGGCCAGGCGGUUCUCUAGAACUCCUACGCUAGGAGCCAACGGAUACCAGACACAAUUCAGUGAAAUAAAUAGCAGUGGCGUGAACUGUCACAAUCAAAAAAACAAACCCAACUCGGUAUUGUUUGCCUAAGUUUGGUUGCCUCUCCCCCGCCUCCGCCCCCGCGACUGCAACGGAAAAGCGCAGAGUGAAAAUUGAUUUUUAAAACAGUGCGAACUCUACAAUCAGUGCAACACAAAUUCUAAAUAUAAAAAACCCAGAACGGACGAUAGAAAAGCAACAAGAUGGUGCAGAAAUUCCAGUCCCCCGUUCGCGUCUACAAAUAUCCUUUUGAGCUGGUGAUGAAGGCCUACGAGCGGCGGUUUCCCACAUGCCCGCAGAUGCCCAUCGUGCUGGACUGUGAGGUCAUUAAGGACGAGUCCCUGGAGAACGGGGCCAAGCGGAACACGAGCCGGCGCUGCAAGUUGGCGGUGGACGCGCCGUACAUCUUCAAGAAGCUGAUUGGCGUAGACCAUGUGUACUUCCUGCAGCACAACUUCCUGGACAUGGCCAACCGCACGCUGAGCAUCGAGGCGGUCAACGAGAGCUUCUCGUCCCGCAUCGAGAUCUUCGAGCGGUGUCGCUACUACGCCCACCCAGACAACUCCGAGUGGACCUGCUUCGACCAGUCGGCCACGCUGGACAUUAAGAACUUCUUUGGCUUCGAGCACUCGAUGGAAAAGAUGGGCAUGAAGCAGUACACCCAGACGACGCUGAAGGGCAAGGAAAUCAUUGAGUUCUUUAUCGGGCAGCUGCGCGAGGAAGGCGUCACGCACGUGGAGCGUUGGACAUCGCCCAGUGAUGCACCCAAAUCGCCGAUUCUCGACCAGGCUCUGGAUCAGCAGCACAGCAUCUUGCUGGAUGGCGACUUCAUCGCACGCAGCCUGGGCCAGCUGUCCCCCAUGCAGGAGUCCAAGCUGCUGGAGCUGCGAAAAAUGCUGGAUGGUGUCGAUGACUUGGAGCGUGUGCCCAGUUAUCAGACCAUCCUGCGUUUCUUGGCAGCCAGGGACUGGCAUGUGAGCCAGGCCUACGCCAUGUUGUGCGACUCGCUUCGCUGGCGUCGGGAACACCGCAUAGACGCACUGUUGCAGGAGUACUCCAAGCCGGCCGUGGUGGUGGAACACUUUCCGGGCGGCUGGCACCACCUCGACAAGGACGGUCGACCCGUCUACAUACUGCGCCUGGGACACAUGGACGUCAAGGGCCUGCUGAAGUCGCUGGGCAUGGACGGCCUACUGCGAUUGGCUUUGCACAUCUGCGAGGAAGGCAUUCAGAAGAUCAAUGAAUCCGCCGAACGCCUGGAGAAGCCUGUUCUCAACUGGUCCCUGCUCGUAGACCUGGAGGGUCUUUCCAUGCGGCACCUCUGGCGUCCCGGCAUCAAAGCCCUGCUCAACAUCAUCGAGACUGUGGAGCGCAACUACCCAGAGACCAUGGGCCGUGUCCUAGUGGUGCGGGCGCCCAGAGUGUUUCCCAUUGCAUGGACAAUCGUUAGCGCUUUUAUCGAUGAGCACACCCGAUCCAAGUUCCUAUUCUACGGCCCCGACUGCGCACACAUGAAGGACGGCCUGGCCCAGUACCUCGACGAGGAGAUUGUGCCCGACUUCCUGGGGGGACCCUGCAAGACCAUGAUACACGAGGGCGGACUGGUGCCCAAGACGCUUUACAAGAUGAACUCACUGGAGGAUCACGACGACGAAGUGACCGCCGAGCUGCCCACCACUGCCGCGGCACAGGCUCUGGUUCCAGGCAAGCGCCUUUCCGCCAACCACCAGCACGACCAUCGCAAUCUGUACAAGAGUGUGGAUCUGAAGGCCGGAUUCACGCACGAGCUGCUCAUCCGGAACGAGGAUCCCAAGAGUGUGCUCACCUGGGACUUUGAUGUAAUGCGCAACGAUCUGCACUUUACGCUCUACCGGGUCACCCAGGAGCUUCCGGACAAGAAUGACUCCGCCGUCUCGUACUUUGAUCUGCAAGACUUCAUCGAGGGCGUCAAUUACUUCCGGGAGGAGCCCACACUGAUUUGCCGGCACAAGGAGAGCGUCCAGGGGUCGCACGUGAUGCAUCACAACGACAGCUAUCUUAUGCACUGGUUCAGUCCAUCGGGUGCCCAGUUAAAUGUCUUCUACGAGGUGCUCAGCUCGGCCAACUACAAGGGCUCCAUGACCAGCCUUCAGUCGGCGUUCUCAUCGAACUCGUCGGCGGCCAGCUCGGUGCAGAGUCGAUGAUAUGAAAAAGCCGGGGAGGGCGGUACGAAUGGCGCCGAAUGGAGAUCCCCGGCAUUGGAGGAGCCCAUAGCGGCGAUGGGGGAGGACAUUCUCACGGGCACCCUGAUGGAGAAGAGCCUGAAUCUUUUUGAAACGCCGGACGUAUUCUUUUAAGACCAAAAGUGGUAAUAUCUUGUGUUUUAGUUCUCUUUAGUUGUUUAGCAAAAUGUUAGUUUGAUUUUGAAUUGUAUUUAGCUCAAAUAGGCCAUUUAUUUCCUAUAAAUUUAUUAUAUUCAUUCAAUAUAUUCAAUCAUUCAUAUUAUUGAUAAUCUUAAGAAAAUUAGAAAUAUCAGCGAAUUAGAUGAGCAACACCAAAA
Drosophila teissieri is the source of this 2655-nucleotide messenger RNA. RefSeq names its product protein real-time. The transcript has 6 exons. Bases 320 to 2299 code for a protein of 659 amino acids. Lineage: Eukaryota; Metazoa; Arthropoda; Insecta; Diptera; Drosophilidae. Gene Ontology annotation, cellular component: cytoplasm. The record is from RefSeq and is a predicted model, not a curated record.